AUGAGAAAUGAAAAAAAUAAAAUAAAUUAACCUUUAUUUCUGAUGAUGUCAUAAUUAGGGGAAUCUGAGAAGCUGUCUUGUCUGACCUCAGGAUUUGUUGAUAGUGCUCUACAACAACCUGAGGGGAAUGUUGACCAUGACAUUUAAGGAAAUUAGAAAGAAAGAAAGAAAGAAAGAAAGAAAGAGACAAAGAUUUAAGGUCUAGUAACAAGGACAACUCUCAGAUACCUAGUUAAGGCAAGUUACUUAAGGGAAGAAUGUGUGUGUAUGUAAUGA
Molecule: messenger RNA, 276 nt
Organism: Paramecium pentaurelia
Lineage: Eukaryota; Ciliophora; Oligohymenophorea; Peniculida; Parameciidae
Source: the annotation of a GenBank genome assembly